This is a messenger RNA of Sinocyclocheilus anshuiensis, 1564 nucleotides long. RefSeq names its product gastrula zinc finger protein XlCGF52.1-like. Lineage: Eukaryota; Metazoa; Chordata; Actinopteri; Cypriniformes; Cyprinidae. The record is from RefSeq and is a predicted model, not a curated record. Gene Ontology annotation, molecular function: DNA-binding transcription factor activity, RNA polymerase II-specific. Bases 86 to 1267 code for a protein of 393 amino acids. Gene Ontology annotation, cellular component: nucleus. Gene Ontology annotation, biological process: regulation of transcription by RNA polymerase II. The transcript has 2 exons.
GAAGAGACGCAAGCCGAACUGCUGUUUCAAAACAAACGAUUUUCGACGUUUUCAAAAGCAUCACGAAUCAUUUACAGGUGAAGACAUGCAUCCAGAGCAGCAGGAAGAACAGAAACCUGUAAAGACAGAGUUUAUUGAUGAUUACAGAGAGAACACGAUCGAUCCAGAACCCUACAGAGUGAAGCAUGAAGAUAGAAAAGAAGAAAGAGAAUUGAUUGAAGAAAACGAGGAGAAUGAAGAAUUGAGUGAAGUUGAGGGAAAAAAUCACUUCAGAACUGGAGAAAAACCUUUGAGUUGCUCUCAAACAAAACCGAAAGUUUUAAAGAAAAGAAGAGCCAAGAAAUCUUUCACCUGCACUCAGUGUGGAAAGAGUUUGACAUGCAAAUAUAGUCUUUAUGUUCACAUGAGAGUUCAUACUGGAGAGAAACCGUUUAAGUGUUCACAUUGUGACAAGAGAUUUAGUCAGUCAGGAAUCCUGAAAAGACACGAGAUAAUUCACAAUGGAGAGAAACCGUACACGUGUGAUCAGUGCGGGAAGAGUUUCACACUAAAAGGACACCUUACGGCACACAUGAGGGUUCACACUGGAGAGAAACCAUUCACUUGUGAUCAAUGCGGGAAGAGUUUCACACUAAAAGGACACCUUACGGCACACAUGAGGGUUCACACUGGAGAGAAACCAUUCACUUGUGAUCAAUGCGGGAAGAGUUUCAUACACUCAUCAAGCCUUAAGGAUCACAUGAACAUCCACACUAGAGAGAAGCUGUACACAUGUGAUCAAUGUGGCAAAACAUUUCUGUGGGCUUCAGACCUGAAGAAACACAUGAAUAUUCAUACAGAGGAGAAGCCACAUUCAUGUUAUUUGUGUGAAAAGAGUUUUUCACGUCUACAAUAUUUAAAAGAACAUCAGAAAAUACAUGCUGGUGUGAGAGAGUACAUGUGCUUUGAGUGUGAAAAGACUUUUACUUCAGCGAACAGUUUAAAACGGCACGAGAGGAUUCACACUGGAGAGAAACCUUAUAAGUGUUCACACUGUGACAAGAGAUUCACUCAGUCAGGAAUCCUGAAAAGACAUGAGAGGAUCCACACUGGAGAGAAACCUUAUAUGUGUUCACACUGCGAUAUGAGAUUGAGUAAUUCAGGACAGCUGAAAACACAUGAGAGGAUCCACACUGGAGAGAAACCGUAUCACUGCACUGCAUGUGGGAAGUGUUUCAAUCAAUCAUCUUCUCUACACAGACAUACAAAAAACAAUCACAGUAAGUAGAUCAUCUUCAGAUCCAGGACUUUCAGGUCUGAUGCUGCGUCCUCACCAAAUGUGACACAAUAAUACAUCAAGCAGUAAAAUAUAAUCUGGAUCAAUCUGUCCUAACCAGACAUUACAAGCGUCAUGACAAAGAUCUAAAGUUUUCACAGUAAAUAAAGUUCAUCUUUAUCUUCAAAACCAGCAGAUUCAACUGUGAGAUUCAGAUCAACUCAGAGAUGAAGUCCCUCCCCAAAGAACAAUGUCAAAAAGGUUUAUUCUUGCAAAUCAUUUUGCUUCAUGAUAUAAAUUAUAUUUAUA